CGAUAGAGAGAGAGAAGAAGCAUUUGGGAAAAUCGAUUGAAAACCCUAGGAGAGAGAAAACAAAAAAUCUAGACGGAGACUAAUGGCGACAGCGAAUCCUGGCCGUGGAGGUGGUAGAAGAGGCGGUGGACCUAUGGAUGACGAUAAGCUGGUGUUCGAGACGACGGAAGGGAUCGAGCCCAUCACUAGCUUUAAUGAUAUGGGGAUAAAGGAAGAUGUGCUUCGCGGUGUUUACGAGUAUGGAUUCGAGAAGCCUUCCGCGAUUCAGCAGAGAGCGGUUAUGCCGAUUCUUCAAGGACGCGAUGUUAUUGCUCAAGCUCAGUCUGGUACGGGGAAGACAUCUAUGAUUGCUCUCUCCGUUUGCCAAGUUGUUGAUACUUCUUCUAGAGAGGUUCAGGCGUUGAUAUUAUCCCCAACAAGAGAGCUGGCUACACAAACAGAGAAGACGAUACAAGCUAUUGGAUUACACGCCAAUAUUCAGGCACAUGCUUGCAUCGGUGGGAAGAGUGUUGGAGAAGACAUCAGGAAGCUGGAGCAUGGUGUUCAUGUUGUGUCUGGGACACCUGGUCGUGUCUGUGACAUGAUAAAGAGGAGAAGUCUUCGUACCAGAGCUAUUAAACUUCUGAUUCUUGAUGAAUCAGAUGAAAUGCUGAGCAGAGGGUUCAAAGACCAAAUCUAUGAUGUUUACAGAUAUCUUCCACCAGAUCUUCAGGUUUGCUUGGUUUCUGCAACCCUUCCUCACGAGAUUUUGGAGAUGACAUCUAAGUUUAUGACGGAGCCAGUAAAGAUACUUGUGAAGCGUGAUGAGUUGACUCUUGAAGGAAUCAAACAAUUUUUUGUUGCUGUUGAGAAAGAGGAGUGGAAAUUUGAUACACUCUGUGAUCUUUAUGACACACUUACUAUCACUCAAGCUGUUAUCUUCUGCAAUACAAAACGAAAGGUGGAUUAUCUAAGUGAGAAAAUGAGAAGUAACAACUUCACUGUCUCAUCAAUGCACGGGGACAUGCCUCAGAAGGAGAGAGACGAGAUCAUGAAUCAGUUCCGGUCAGGUGAAAGUCGUGUUUUGAUCACAACUGAUGUAUGGGCACGUGGGAUUGAUGUGCAGCAAGUUUCUCUUGUCAUCAAUUAUGAUCUCCCCAACAACCGUGAGCUGUACAUCCAUCGUAUUGGACGGUCUGGUCGAUUUGGGCGUAAGGGUGUUGCAAUCAACUUUGUUAAAAGCGAUGAUAUCAAGAUCCUCCGAGACAUUGAGCAGUACUACAGUACCCAGAUUGAUGAGAUGCCAAUGAAUGUAGCUGAUCUUAUCUAAAAGAGCUUGUCUGAGGGUUUUUUGCUUUCAGCGGGAAGUGUCUGGAUGAGAAAGUAUUGUUGAGAGCUUCUGUCAAAUUAUUGCACUAUCUUAUGGUGUGGUUCCUUGUGAUGUUUCUAUGGGCUCUUUUGAACAAACUUAAAACUCGCGU
Arabidopsis arenosa is the source of this 1460-nucleotide messenger RNA. The record is from the annotation of a GenBank genome assembly. NCBI's taxonomy places the organism in Eukaryota, Viridiplantae, Streptophyta, Magnoliopsida, Brassicales, Brassicaceae.